AUGUCACCCAACACAGAUAUCGACGGACUCUAUGGCCUGACUUCCAAGUGGCCGGUUGCGUAUGAUCUCGCCGGGUCCAGCGCACCGUGCCGACUCGAAGGCGAGAUCGGAGAUCUGAUCGUGUUUGGGAAUAUUCCCCAAGAGAUCGACGGUACCUUCUAUCGAGUCAUGUGCGACCCAUUUGUCCCGCCCCAUCCAGGCAAUGUGCCCAUCGACGGCGAUGGCCACGUCUCGGCUUUUCGUUUCCAUCAGGGCAGAUGUGAUUUCAAGAUGCGCUACGUCGAGACCGAACGAUACAAGCUGGAGAGAAAAGCGAACAAAGCCCUCUUUGGUCUCUACCGCAAUCCUUUUACCCACCACCCCUGCGUGCGGGCGGCCGUGGACUCCACCGCAAACACCAAUCUGGUCCACUGGGCGGGUCGGCUGUUGGCCCUCAAAGAAGUGGCACUGCCCUACGCCGUGGACCCGGACACCCUGGAGACACUCGAGUAUGAUCCGUUCAAGGGCCAGGUGAAGUCCAAGACCUUCACGGCGCACCCAAAGGUGGAUCCGCUGACACACGAGCUGGUGGUGUUCGGCUAUGAGGCCAAAGGUUUGGGGACCAAGGACGUCGUCACCUACGCCUUGGACCGGACUGGGAAGAAGACGAAUGAGCUGUGGCUCCAGGCUCCGUGGUGUGCCUUCAUCCACGAUUGCGCCAUCACCCCGAAUUGGAUUGUGCUGUUCUUGUGGCCGUUUGAGGCCGAUGUGACACGCAUGAAGCGAGGCAAGCAGCAUUGGGCCUGGGACUACGACCUUCCCGCGACCUUCAUCGUCGCCCCGAGGCACGACGACAGCGGCGCCCGGUUCGGGUGGAAGAAAGGCGAGUACCGCACGUACAAAUGGAAGAACUGCAUGGCCAUCCACACUGCGGCGGCGUGGGAGACGCCAGACGGCCACGUCUGCGUCGAGAGCUCGCGCGUGCACGACAAUGCCUUCCCCUUCUUUCCCCCGGAAGAUGGACGCAUGCCGGACCCGCAGACCAAGGCCGACUUUGUCCGCUGGGAGUUCGAUCUCUCCCGACCCGACGGUGCGACGGUGCCGGACCCGCUGGUCGUCCUGGACCUGCCCUCGGAGUUUCCCCGCAUCGACGAGAGAUUCAUGACCCAGCCGUACACGGUGGUGUUUUUGAACGUCUUCGUCCCGACGAACAUGGACGGGUCGCGGAACAUCUUCCACGGGCUCAACGGCCUGGCCAUGCACAACAACAAGACCGGCCAGACGCGGUACUUCUACGCCGGCGAGGACUCGCUGUGCCAGGAGCCCAUCUUCAUCCCGCGCUCGGCCGACGCCCCGGAGGCCGACGGCUGGGUCAUGUGCCUGGUGGAGAGGCGGGGCGCGGGACGCUGCGACGUGGUGAUUCUGGACACGGCCGCCUUCGAGACGCCCAUCGCCGUGGUCCAGCUCCCUUUCCACGUCAAGGCCCAGAUCCACGGCAACUGGGUCGACGCUUCGGCCCUCGCGCCGCGGAAGAGUCUGGUCCGCGAGAUCCCCCCCUUCCAGAUCAGCGGCCAGGGUGCUCUGGAGCCGCUGAUCUAA
Fonsecaea monophora is the source of this 1578-nucleotide messenger RNA. RefSeq lists its product as hypothetical. Bases 1 to 1578 code for a protein of 525 amino acids. The record is from RefSeq and is a predicted model, not a curated record. Gene Ontology annotation, biological process: carotene catabolic process. Gene Ontology annotation, molecular function: carotenoid dioxygenase activity. Lineage: Eukaryota; Fungi; Ascomycota; Eurotiomycetes; Chaetothyriales; Herpotrichiellaceae. The transcript has a single exon.